CCCACACCCACGCACCAAAAACUACCUUCUGUCUUCUAUCUCUACAAUCAUGCCCCCUCUUCCUCCUCAGAUUCUCUAUCUCCUUCCUCUUCUUCUUCUUCUCUUCAUUUCUUCAUCUUCUGCAAGAACCAAUCCAUCUUCAUUUCAUCAUUCCAAAUCUUUGGUAAAAACAAGCCAUCAACUCAUCAGGGACCUCAAUUUGCAUCCAAAUCUUGAUGUUAACAUCGUUAAAUCCUACACCAAUUCUUCUUAUCUUGACCUCGACAAAGUUACGCAAUCUGGGAUCGUCGAGAAACGGUUAUCUCUCUCGGUUCUUGGUGAUUCUGGUGCCACUGUUCAUGAUCUUGCUCAACAUGCUGGAUAUUAUCGCAUCGAACAUACGGUUGAUGCCCGGAUGUUCUAUUUCUUCUUUGAAUCAAGAAAGGCUAAAACUGAUCCAGUAGUUAUAUGGCUAACUGGAGGACCAGGGUGCAGCAGUGAAUUGGCUCUCUUCUAUGAAAAUGGCCCUUUUAAGGUUACCAACAACCUGUCUCUUGUCUGGAACGAUUAUGGCUGGGAUAAGGUUUCAAACUUGAUAUAUGUUGAUCAACCAACCGGAACCGGUUUCAGUUACAGUUCUAGUGAUCAAGACAUCCGCCACGAUGAAACUGGCGUGAGCAACGAUCUUUACUUCUUCUUGCAGGCGUUCUUCAAAGCGCACCCGGAUUACGUCAACAAUGAUUUCUACAUUACCGGAGAAUCAUAUGCAGGACACUACAUUCCGGCUUUCGCUGCUCGGGUUAACCAGGGGAACAAAAACAAAGAAGGGAUUCACAUAAACUUGAAGGGUUUUGGGAUUGGCAACGGGCUUACGGAUCCUGCAAUUCAGUAUAAAGCAUACACCGAUUACGCUUUGGCGAAUGACCUGAUUUCGCAAUCAGAUUACAGCCAAAUAAACCAACAAAUCCCAGAUUGUGAAGCGGCAAUCAAAGAAUGUGGUACAACAGGUACAACCUCAUGCGGAACCGCGUUGCAAACUUGUCAGCAAAUUUUGGAGGAUAUCCUGUAUAUAGCGGGCAACAUAAAUUACUAUGAUAUUAGGAAGCAAUGUGAGGGGAGUUUGUGCUAUGAUUUCUCAAACAUGGAAGAUUUUCUGGGCCAAUCAUCGGUAAAAACAGCAUUAGGCGUACCAAGCGACAUAGAUUUUGUUUCGUGUAGUGAGACAGUGCACGAGGCGAUGCUCGAUGACUGGAUGAGAGAUCUUGAAGUUGGGAUUCCAGCACUUUUGGAGGAGGGUAUCGAGUUGCUCGUAUAUGCUGGCGAAUACGACCUUAUCUGCAACUGGGUUGGGAAUUCGAGAUGGGUUGAUGCUAUGGCGUGGUCUGGACAGAAAGAUUUCGUUGCAGCUUCUAAUGUUUCAUUUACAGUAGACGGGAAAGAAGCUGGAAUUCUAAAAAACCACGGGCCGCUUACGUUCCUUAAGGUUCAUAACGCUGGACACAUGGUUCCUAUGGAUCAACCAAGUGCUGCAUUACAGAUGCUACAGCUUUGGACAACAGGAAAACUUACUCCACCAAACAAAAAGGGCAAGGUCACUCUACCAUGAUCACCUUCUUGAUCAAAAAGAUAUAUAGCCACCAAAAAGCCAUCAAAUUUACGAAAGAUUCUUCCAUGUAAUUGUUCAAAGGGUUUACUCUUUAUUGCAUAUUGUUCUUGUGAUAUAAAGAAAGAUUGAAAGAGUCGAGAUUUACUUGUAACUACACAGCAACUGAUUUCAGAUUGAAGUAACAGUGUUUAUGUAUAUGAAAAGAAACAGAAAGGCUUUCAUAAUCU
Messenger RNA from Cynara cardunculus var. scolymus (artichoke), 1812 nucleotides. Its product is annotated as serine carboxypeptidase-like. The transcript has 7 exons. The record is from RefSeq and is a predicted model, not a curated record. Gene Ontology annotation, molecular function: serine-type carboxypeptidase activity. Gene Ontology annotation, biological process: proteolysis. Lineage: Eukaryota; Viridiplantae; Streptophyta; Magnoliopsida; Asterales; Asteraceae. Bases 50 to 1585 code for a protein of 511 amino acids. Gene Ontology annotation, cellular component: vacuole.